Molecule: messenger RNA, 2491 nt
Organism: Nerophis lumbriciformis (worm pipefish)
Lineage: Eukaryota; Metazoa; Chordata; Actinopteri; Syngnathiformes; Syngnathidae
Gene: svbp
Product: small vasohibin binding protein
Biological process (GO): negative regulation of protein ubiquitination; protein secretion
Cellular component (GO): apical part of cell
Source: RefSeq, a predicted model, not a curated record
GCAACACACAAAGAGCAGCUGUUACCAUCCGUCUGUUGUAGUUAGCCAGCUAGCCUAACUCCAGUCUUCGUACUUGUUUCAGUAACCUUUUGUCCGUUUUAUGUGCUAUUUGCUAUAAAUACUAAUAUUAUAAUACGUGUUUUACAGUUGGCUGCACGUUCCCACGCAAUAUAAAGAUUUUCAUUCUUAGGCUGCGUGAGGAGAGAAUCAUCACAAUGGAACCUGCCUGUCGGAAAGACAAGCCAAAGCUCAACUCGACUCCAACCAGAGGGGAGCGAUCGAAACAGAAAUCUGCACAACAGGAACUCAAACAGCGACAAAGAGCAGAGAUAUACGCUUUGAACAAGGUGAUGACUGAGCUGGAGCAACAGCAGUUUGAGACUUUCAGUAAACAAAUGCAGCCGCCAGCAGAGUGACGCCGCCUUCACGUUUCAGUUGGAACACGCAGCCUCGGCCUCCAACUAACACAUGCCGACUGAAAGACUUGUGGAUCUUCACCAGGCGAGCACCAAUUUUGUCGAUUUCUGUCGGUCCACAUUGACACUCCGUCUUCAGGCCGCCUUGCCUUCCUUUACCUUAGCAAGCGUUGGAAGUAAUCUCCUCUCCCGCCUGCUACUAUUUAUUCAAUAGCUCUAUGACCUGCUCUACCUCCUGAGACACUGUCACCCAAAUCAGGUCAUGUUGCGUCUAUACUCUAAACCAUCCUAUACAAUAUUUUAUAAAUAUAAUGCAUAGCUGGGAGUACACAGUAUUGAGAACGGUUUGCCGUUCAUAGAACAUUUCUUUUUGGCGGUGUACCUAGAUUUUUCUCAUGUAAACACUGGUUUUGAUGAUGAUGAUGGAUUGAAUUUAUAUAGCACUUUUCUACAAACUCAAAGCGCUUCAGAGAACUGAGAACCGAUCAUUCAUUCACUCCACAUUCACACAAUGAUGGUGGUAAUCUACAUUUGUUGCCACAACUGACACCUUUCCCUAUACGUAAAUCAUUUGCAUGAAGAAGCGCACACAAAACGUCAAAAUAAUUAAUGACAGGGCGCUUCAUUUUGCCGCAAAUGUAUUCUUAGCCACUUCCUGCUCCGUCACUGAUAAUAUGAUGGCUUGUUUCCGUUCAAAGUCCCACUGGCUCCUGUGGCGCACAGUGUUAGUGCUUGUUAUGAAAGUCGGUGACUUUGACGUAGAGAUGUCCGAUAAUAUUGGACUGCCGAUAUUAUCGGCUGAUAAAUGCUUUAAAAUGUAAUAUCGGAAAUUAUCGGUAUUGGUUUCAAAAAGUAAAAUUUAUGAUUUUUUAAAACGCCGCUGUACGGAGUGGUACACGGACGUAGGGAGAAGUACAGAGGAGUUGCGUCUCCCAGUCAUACUUGCCAACCCUCACGAUUUUCCUGGGAAACUCCCGAAUUUCAGUGGCCAUCCCGAAACUCUCCCGGGGCAACCAUUCUCCCGAAUUUCUCCCGAUUUCCACCCAGACAACAAUAUUGGGCGCGUGCCUUAAAGGCAUUGCCUUUGCUUGCCGGCCCAAUCACAUAAUAUCUACGGCUUUUCACACACACAAGUGAAUGCAUGCAUACUUGGUCAACAGCCAUACAGGUCACACUGAGUGUGGCCGUAUAAACAACUUUAACUCUGUUACAAAUAUGCGCCACACUGUGAACCCACACCAAACAAGAAUGACAAACACAUUUCGGGAGAACAUCCGCACCGUAACACAACAUAAACACAACAGAACAAAUACCCAGAACCCCUUGCAGCACUAACUCUUCCGGGACACUACAAUAUACACCCCGCCCACCUCAACCUCCUCACGCUUUCUCAGGUAGAGCAUGUCCCAAAUUCCAAGCUGCUGUUUUGAGGCAUGUUAAAAAAAAUAAUGCACUUUAUGACUUCAAUAAUAAAUAUGGCAGUGCCAUGUUGGCAUUUUUUUCCAUAACUUGAGUUGAUUUAUUUUGGAAAACCUUGUUGCAUUGUUUAAUGCAUCCAGCGGGGCAUCACAACAAAAUUAGGCAUAAUUAUGUGUUAAUUCCACGACUGUAUAUAUCGGUAACGGUUGAUAUCGGAAUCGGUAAUUAAGAGUUGGACAAUAUCGGAAUAUCGGAUAUCGGCAAAAAAGACAUUAUCGGACAUCUCUACUUGGAGUUGAAACCGUAAGGAUUAUAAAUUGAUGUUUAGAUUAUUUUGUACCGAAACAAUACUUUUUUUUGUAUUAGUACAAAACAUCAACAUCAAAUUAGAUUUAAGUUUAAUUUAAAAAUUUAUAAAAGUUGUUUCACAUAAAUAGUACGUCUCAGUGUUUCAAGCAUUCAUUAAAAAACAUUAUUUUUUAAUUCCUCAUACCUUUUAACCAUAAUUUAAACUCUUGUGCGUUACUAGUCCUGUUUGUGUGAAUAAAUUCAGAUUUAUGGCAUAUUUGCUAUAAUACACAUAGCUUUGAAUUGUACAUGGAACAACCGUGAUUACUCAAGUGUGCUACUGUAAUAACCUUGUACAACAGUUCAUU